Molecule: messenger RNA, 499 nt
Organism: Phaedon cochleariae (mustard beetle)
Lineage: Eukaryota; Metazoa; Arthropoda; Insecta; Coleoptera; Chrysomelidae
Source: the annotation of a GenBank genome assembly
GAUGUCAUCCUUCUGUCAGUAUGCUAUGAAGUGUCAAUGAGUUUGUCUAUCAAAAUUCUCAAUUCAGAAGCUUAAUAUUCGAAAUAAUAUCAUGUAAAUGGGUAUAUUCGAUAACGAUCAAAAUGGUGAAAAAACAAAUUAUCCUUGGUAAAGCGGAGAAACUUCUUCAUGAAGUGAACAAGAAGAAGAAGUUCAAAACUGGCAAAACGACUGUAAGUCCGUUCGUUAACUUCCUUCAGAAAAUCAAAAAGACUUGCCAGGGUAUGACACCAAGCCAGAUAACUUCCAGAGGUGCUGAAAUGUGGAGGAAAAUGGAUACCAAACAAAAAACCUUAUACACUGAUUUGGCAAGACAAACUAGAAGAAGAAGAAGGGUGAAGAGCCGAACUAGGAGGAAGAGAACUAAAAGAACGUCUAAGACAUCAAGAUCAAAAUCAAGGCGUAAAACUAUACCUCAUACAUGAUGCAAUAAUGUCCAUAUUGUUUUGUCAAAAUAUUA